Lingula anatina is the source of this 2974-nucleotide messenger RNA. Its product is annotated as DNA ligase 4. The record is from RefSeq and is a predicted model, not a curated record. Gene Ontology annotation, cellular component: DNA ligase IV complex; DNA-dependent protein kinase-DNA ligase 4 complex. NCBI's taxonomy places the organism in Eukaryota, Metazoa, Brachiopoda, Lingulata, Lingulida, Lingulidae. Gene Ontology annotation, biological process: nucleotide-excision repair, DNA gap filling; double-strand break repair via nonhomologous end joining; DNA biosynthetic process. Gene Ontology annotation, molecular function: DNA ligase (ATP) activity; ATP binding; DNA binding.
UUGAUAUGCUUCCCUGCACGCAGAGACUGGUGUGUUUACAUUCACAGUGAUACAUGCGGCUUGUACAACAAUGACUACGGUUGCUUCCAAAGUUCCAUUUUCCGAACUUGCAGGACUACUCGAGAAAAUAAGCAAAAAGCAAGGAGCGGACAAAAAACUUCUGCUGCAAGAAUUCAUUAACCGCUGGCGUGAUUUCCAUGGAAAGUUGCAUGCAGACGAUGCUAAUACGACAGACAGUUUCUAUUCAGCAUUAAGACUUCUGCUACCCCAUUUGGAGCGAGAAAGAGCUGCAUAUGGCAUUAAGGAGAACACACUUGCCAAGCUGUAUAUAGAAGUGCUGUGCCUGGGAAAGGACAGCCCUGCUGCAGACAAGUUGAUUAAAUACAGAGCUCCCAAGAAUGCUAAAGGGGAUGCUGGUGAUUUUGCAACUGUGGCCUACUUUGUGCUGAAGCCCCGCUGCCCAGAGAAGGGAAGUUUGACCAUCGAGGAAGUGAACCAGUGCCUAGAUGGUAUUGCCACAAAUCAGACCACAGGAAAGAAAGAUUUAGUGAGAAAAAAUAUUCUGCAUCUGUUGAGGAACCUGUCAGCUCUUGAGCAGAAAUGGUUGAUAAGGAUGAUCAUGAAGGAGUUGAAGUGUGGUUUAAGUCAACAGGCCAUUUUAAAUGUCUUUCACCCUGAUGCCAAUGAAUAUUUCAAUGUGACCACAAGUUUAGAAAAGGUGUGUGCAAAUCUUAAAGAUCCUAGCACUCGUAUGCAUGAGAUAGAGAUAUCAGUGGGUGCCCCCUUCCAUCCAAUGUUGGGAGAGCUAGCAGUGCCCAAACAGCUUGAUAAAAUUAUGGAAGGAAAGAUGUUCUACAUAGAAAUCAAGUUUGAUGGAGAGCGUAUGCAGCUACACAAGAAAGAGGAUGAAUAUAUGUAUUUCUCAAGAAAUGGUCACAAUUACUCCAGAACCUUUGGUGAAAAUCCUUAUGAUGGAAAUUUAACCCCAUAUAUUGCUAACUGCUUCAAGCCAGGAGUGAAAAAUUGCAUUCUUGAUGGAGAAAUGGUAGGAAUACACCCAGAAACAAAAAUAAUUAGAACCAAAGGAGAAAAUUUUGACAUAAAAUCUGACACUAACCUAGAUGGUUACCAGCCUUGUCUUUGUGUGUUUGAUAUCCUGUUGCUGAAUGAUAGAGUUCUGUCCAACCUUCCACUCAGAGAAAGGAAGGAAAUACUGAAGGAUGUCUUUAAUCCAGUUGAAUGCAGAAUGUUUAUUGCUGAAAGCAAAGAGGCAACCACAAGCAAGGAGUGUCUUCAAGCAUUGAAUGAUGCCAUUGACAAGAGAGAAGAGGGGAUCAUGGUGAAGAACCCAGACUCUGUGUACAAACCCAGUGUGCGCAAAGGUGGCUGGUACAAGAUCAAGCCUGAGUACAUGAGGGGUUUGGGAGAUGACCUAGAUGUCCUGGUGGUGGGAGGGUACUUUGGUGUGGGGGCCAGAGGGGGACUGGUGUCACACUUCCUGUGUGCUGUGGCUGAGCCCUUUGAGCCUGGAGAGAAGCCCUCCAAAUUCAGGUCAUUUUGUCGGGUGGGAUCCGGAUAUAGCAGGAAAGAGCUGUUUGAAUUCAACAGGCGUAUGCAAGAUAAAUGGAUUCCAUAUUCAGACAGGAAAGGGCCCCCCAGUUGGCUAAUAUUGGGCAGGGAAAAGCCCAGUCUCUUGGUAGAACCCUCAGAUUCCACUAUACUGCAAAUCAAAGCCUCUGAGAUCACCUCAGACAGUGACAAGUUUGGCACUGGGUGUACCUUGAGAUUUCCACGUGUAGAAAAAAUACGCUCUGACAAGCCAUGGCAUGAAUGCUUGACAUUUACAGAAUUGAAGGAGCUACAGGAGCAAUUUGCUGGUAAGCUAGCAGGUCGCCAUGCAGAUGAGGACCAUGAAGAUGAACCGAUAAAGAAAAAGAAGAAAGUUGUUGUAAGACAGGAGAAACCUUUAGUUGCUCCACAGUUUAGAGCGACUGAUACUUCACAGGUUAAAAAGGUAUCUGAACUUUUUGAAGAUAAAGAAUUCUGUGUGGUCAAUGGGUCAAGUAAACAUUCCAAAGCCAGCCUCGAGAAGAAGAUUGUUGAGUAUGGGGGAACUGCGGUUCAACAUCCAGGUCCAGAGACGUUUUGUGUGCUAUGUGACAAAGUGCAAAUGAAAGUGAAAAAUAUCAUCAGCACCAACAAACAUGACGUAGUGAAGUUGGACUGGUUGGUGAGAUGCACAGAGGCUAGGAGACUUCUGCCUUGGGUUCCAUCUGAUAUGCUGCAUGCCAGACCAGAAACAGAAGCCUUGUUUAAACAGAAUUAUGAUGAUUAUGGAGACAGUUACACAGAAGAUACCACCAUAGACCAGCUCAUGGUUGUUUUCAAGAAAGUGCAAGAAGAGGGUAAAUUGAAACCAGUGAGCACAGAUUUUAUAGCUGAGAUAGAAAAUAAAUAUUUUGUGGAAGGUUCUACAUAUGGUCUGUUCAGGCUAUGCAGGGUGUACCUAGAUGACAACACAGUGAUUGGUGACAAAAGCACCCACAUAAAGGACUGUAGCUUGGAGCUGACCAGCUUAGAACUGAGGAUGUAUGGAGCUACUCUGUGUGAAAUGUUGAACGAGGAUGUCACCCACGUAGUUUUAUGUGACAGAGACCUGGGAAGGAUUGACAAAUUCAGGAGUCUUAAUCGCUCCAGAUGGCAGAAAUUCCAUAUUGUUACACAAGAUUGGGUUAGUGACUGUAUAGAUAAUGGGAAGAUUCUUGGAGAAAGAGGAUAUGAACCAGCAUAGGGAAUUUUGAAAAGACUGUCCCAAGCUCACAGCAUUGUAUCAGUCUGUUCUCAUCAUGCAAUAAAAUGAAGACUUAGAAUAUACUGGGGUUUACUAUAUAUAUAUAUAAAGAUAAAUAUACUGCAUGCUAUGUCCACCUUUUUUUCAAUACAAGUGUCACAUAACAGAGCUGCUUUGGCAAGA